Cylicocyclus nassatus is the source of this 1105-nucleotide messenger RNA. NCBI's taxonomy places the organism in Eukaryota, Metazoa, Nematoda, Chromadorea, Rhabditida, Strongylidae. The record is from the annotation of a GenBank genome assembly.
AUGUCAGGUAUGAUCAAACGGAUAUUGAACGUUAUUGGGAAGAGGACAAAGGAUGCUCAUUAUCAACAGAAAGCAAUAAAAAAGGCGGACGACAUUUCGAAGGGUGAGAAAAUUCUUGCUCCGAAAGUACCCACAGAAGAGAAACGAUUUCGGGAAGCACAAAACAAUCCGAAAAUCAAAGAGGUUAUCAAUAAGAAGGAUACGACGCUUAUCGAUAAUGUGAAUAAGAUAAAGAUCACCUCAGAGGACCCUGUCGAAAGAUGGACAUCAACUAAAGACCUCCCCACCCGUGAAUCUGAAUGGAUGCAUAGAAAUGAUCCUGUUUGGGAGUAUGGCUUUUACGAACCGGAAGAAGAACGAAUACCAAAAAAUAAGCUUAUGUUUCGUGAAGCGUUGGAGGUGUUGCGAGCCAGACAAGAAAUCGAGGAUGAUGAGGAUACACCGGCUGCAGCUAAACGGCGAGAAGAAGCACGUAAAUUUUACGAUGAACAUAAAGCAGUGGCUCGUGUAGACAAGGAGAAGCUUGAGGAUAUGUGGGAAUAUUUCCGUCCUUAUGUGAGGAAGGACAAGCAAACGGUUGUGUCCAAAUUCGAACUCCAGCAGCUGCAAGCACAUUUGCAAGGGAUGUCUGAGGAGACGAGCAUUUUGGAAGGCACUCGCGAUGGUUUCCGAAAACUUAUCGAGCGUAAUAAGCAAGCUGUGAGCCACUAUGAUCAGCUGGAAGAAGCUGAGCGCAAGCAGUUGCUAGAGGCUGUUUUGGAGCAGAGAAAAGCCGAAAAAGAGCGAUUACAAUCGCGGUUGAAAGAUAUAGAAUAUUUGAACGAACAGUCAAAGGAGACCGCCUCUGAGGAAAAGAAGGAACCGGAAGCCGCCGAAACCGAAAAGAAGAAAGCUGAAGAAAACAAGAGUUAAUAGGAUUUCCCAGCUUACUUUUACAGUAUAGAGCUCAUAUAGUUAGGUAGUUUUUCUUCUCUUGUUGUUUUAGGAUAUCUAUUUCAUGCUCUGCAGAUUUCAGUUUUAGUGCUAGGGUCAUGCAUUACCUUUGAAGUUGUUCAUACUCUUUGACGAUACGGGUACAUUUUUGCUCUUUAUUCGAAUAAAUUAC